This is a messenger RNA of Lacerta agilis (Sand lizard), 1275 nucleotides long. It is a transcript of the gene LRRC10, whose product is annotated as leucine rich repeat containing 10. Bases 25 to 855 code for a protein of 276 amino acids. Lineage: Eukaryota; Metazoa; Chordata; Lepidosauria; Squamata; Lacertidae. The record is from RefSeq and is a predicted model, not a curated record. Gene Ontology annotation, molecular function: protein binding. The transcript has a single exon.
AUGUAACUUUCCGAAGUUGUUAGGAUGGGCAACGUUUUGCGAACAGUCAUUGCUUUCUUCCCAUCAGAUGCCUGCCAGAAAUACAUCCUGGGAGACCUUGAAGAGAUGCCAAUUGAUAAAAUGUUGGAUCUGAGCAGCAGGCAGGUGAGGCGGUUCCCACUGCACGUUUGUUCUUUCAGGGAACUGGUCAAAUUGUACCUGAGUGACAACAAUCUGAAUUAUCUGCCCUCUGAGCUAGAACAGCUGCAGAACCUACAGAUCUUGGCACUGGAUUUCAACAAUUUCCAAACGCUUCCUCCAGUGGUGUGCACCUUGAAGCAGCUGUGUAUCCUUUACCUGGGCAACAACAAACUCGGAGACCUGCCCGUGGAGCUGCGCCAGCUGCAGAACCUCAAGACGCUCUGGAUUGAGUCCAACUGUUUGUAUCACCUGCCCAACGUGGUGUGUGAGUUGAAGCAACUCAGGACGCUGCACGCCGGCUGCAAUGCACUGCACUCCCUGCCUGCAGAGCUUUGGUACCUGAAGGACCUGCGCAGCAUCUGGCUCUCAAGCAACCUGCUGCCGGAUUUCCCCCCCGUGUUGCUUCACAUGCCAUUCCUGGAGAUUAUUGACGUCGACCGCAAUGCCAUCACUUACUUCCCCAGUCUCGUACACCUGAGCAGCUUGAAGCUGGUGAUCUAUGACCACAACCCCUGCAGAAAUGCACCCAAGGUAGCUAAGGGGGUGCACAGGGUUGGGAGGUGGUCUGAGGAAAGCCCUGAACCUAGGAAACGAUCUGGUAUGGAGAGGGACAAAGGAUCUGAGGACAUCGACUCCAUUCUCCCUCCUCCAGGCCAUCUCAGUCUAGCAGAGUGACAAAAAUUUCUACUAGAGUGCAGAGCUUGCAAGUUUGCUGCAGAAGCCUUCUCAGCCAGGGUGUUCAUCUCCAGAUAAAGAUGAGAAUAUUUGGACUGUUUUCACAGGCUGCAUAAUCCAGUGUAAAGCUGCAUGUGUUGAUUUCACUCGAUUUCUAUGGUAUUGUGUGCAAGCCCAGCUUGGUGAGUAAAUACCUAGAAUUAGCAAGAUAAACUCUGAACUGUGACAGCCAGCUAAUGUGCCCCCCCUGAUACCUGCAGCUCUUCUACGGAAUUCAGAUGGAACAAAACCUAGUACACAUUAUAAACGAAUCUUUAAUUUGAGAAGGGGGAAAGGAAUCAAUUUAAAGAUAAAAAUGCAGGUGCCUUGCAUUCUGUAAAAUUAAAUCCAAUGCUGCAUCACUAGCCCUGUGGUAUUAAA